UCUACAGUGAUCUUUGUAUGUGCUCAUUGUCUAGAGUGAUUUCCGCCUGCAAGCAAUGCCAAAUACUGGGAUCUCUCUCACAACCCGGAUAUCAAGAUGUCAAGGAUCAUCCUCAUAUCUCCAUAUCAUCAUCUAUAAAUAACAUCCAAGACACCACAGCUACCCUGGGCAAGAUUUCAGCUGCAUCAAACGCCUGUGCACUUCAACUGUCUCUAAACCUUUGAUCCGCACAGACUGACAAACUCUAACAUAACAGUCCUCACACUAUCCAAGCCACAACCAUGGCUCACCAGGUCAGCGGAGCUCGAACCACUCGCGUCCACCACGGCGGCCACUACACCACCGUACAGUCCAGCCACCACCGGCACCCCAACGGCGAGCGACGGGACAGCUAUUAUGUUCAGGAAGGCCAGAUCGAGCCAGGGGCUCCGAAUCCCGUAUGUUCCGCGCUGGGGGGUGGUAUGAUGGCCGGGGCUGCGGCCUCCGGCAGAGUGACAACGUCAAGCAGGGCUGCAGGCGUGAGCAUGGCUUCGGGAGCAAUCAAACACUCAGUGCCAGGCGGCCAGACCACGAUGUCUAGCCGGGAUAUGAUGCCAACCAGAACGUCCAUGUCCACCAGGGACAUGAUACCAGCAAGGACUUCAGUGACACACCACGAUAUGGAGUCAACUAAGACUCCAUGGUCCACCCAUCACACCAUGAUGGCACCAGCAAAGACUUCGAUGUCCCACCAUAACAUGGCACCAGCGAAAACUUCAAUGUCCUUCCACAACAUGGCACCAGCAAGUACUUCGAUGUCCUGCCGAGACAUGGUACCAGCAAGGACUUCGAUGUCCUCCCGGGAUAUGGGGUCAUCUAGAACUCCAUGUUCCACUCAUCAUACCAUGAUGGCACCAGUAAGGUCUUCCAUGUCCUCCCACAACAUGGCAUCACCAGCAAGAACCUCAAUGUCCGCCCACAACAUGGCCCCAACCAGGACCGCAGGGGCAGCCGGGGCAGCCUCCGUGGCGGCCGCUACGGCAACAUACGUCCACACAUCUACCACCACAAUUACAACCUCCACUGUCGCCACCGCAAGUGCUUCGGCCUGCAGCGCUCGUGCUAGCCGGGGAUCGAGAACGCAUGCUUGCUGAUGCCGGUCGAGAGCUUGGGGUGGGAGCUGAUAAUGAUGCUCGUAAGACGGACCAGGUCGGGGUUCUUCGGACUCUGAGCGUCCGUGUCGACAUUGAAAGGUGCUGAUAAGUUUUUUCUUCUUGUAUUUGUAUCGCUUUGUCUAUUCUUAGUUGAGAAUAAA
This is a messenger RNA of Aspergillus homomorphus CBS 101889, 1294 nucleotides long. RefSeq lists its product as uncharacterized. The coding region runs from base 282 to 1133 and encodes 283 amino acids. NCBI's taxonomy places the organism in Eukaryota, Fungi, Ascomycota, Eurotiomycetes, Eurotiales, Aspergillaceae. The record is from RefSeq and is a predicted model, not a curated record. The transcript has a single exon.